Messenger RNA from Suricata suricatta (meerkat), 4883 nucleotides. RefSeq names its product paxillin (gene PXN). The transcript is spliced from 14 exons. Bases 94 to 3030 code for a protein of 978 amino acids. NCBI's taxonomy places the organism in Eukaryota, Metazoa, Chordata, Mammalia, Carnivora, Herpestidae. The record is from RefSeq and is a predicted model, not a curated record. Gene Ontology annotation, biological process: substrate adhesion-dependent cell spreading; endothelial cell migration; transforming growth factor beta receptor signaling pathway.
UCGCGGCGGAAAAGUUGCCGGGCGGAGAGGAGCGGCCCCGGGACGGGCAGCUAGGGCGACGCCAAGCCGGCUCCCGGCGCCCGCGGUCCCGCCAUGGACGACCUCGACGCCCUGCUGGCAGACUUGGAGUCCACCACCUCCCACAUCUCCAAACGGCCAGUGUUCUUGUCCGAGGAGACCCCCUACUCAUACCCAACUGGAAACCACACAUACCAGGAGAUUGCCGUGCCGCCCCCUGUCCCUCCACCCCCAUCCAGUGAGGCUCUCAAUGGCACCAUCCUUGACCCCUUAGACCAGUGGCAGCCCAGUGCCUCCCGAUUCACCCACCAGCAGCCUCAGUCCCCGUCACCUGUGUACGGCUCCAGUGCCAAAACCCCCAGUGCCUGCAUCCCCCCGGACGGCGGCGGCCCUCCGUGUCCCCGAGCCGGUGAGGAGGAGCACGUGUACAGUUUCCCCAAUAAGCAGAAGUCGGCCGAGCCUUCACCCACAGUGAUGAGCUCCUCCCUAGGCAGCAACCUUUCUGAACUUGACCGCCUGCUGCUGGAACUGAAUGCUGUGCAGCAUAACUCCCCAGGCUUCCCUGCAGACGAGGCCAACUCCAGCCCCCCAGUGCCUGGGGCUCUGAGCCCCCAUUAUGGCAUCCCAGACAGCAACAGCCCACUGGGGGGCAAAGCCGGGCCCCUGAUCAAAGAGAAGCCCAAGCGGAAUGGGGGCCGGGGCCUGGAGGACGUGCGGCCCAGUGUGGAGAGCCUCCUGGAUGAACUGGAGAGCUCCGUGCCCAGCCCAGUCCCUGCCAUCACUGUGAACCAGGGCGAGAUGAGCAGCCCUCAGCGAGUCACCUCCAGCCAGCAGCAGACACGCAUGUCAGCCUCCUCUGCCACCAGGGAGCUGGAUGAGCUGAUGGCCUCGCUGUCGGACUUCAAGACCAGCUCCCCUGCUGUGGCUUUGAGCUCCCCAGAGAUGCUGCCCAAACCAGCUCCAGCCCCACCCCACAUGCCUUCUCCCUCUCCUCCUCCUCCUGGGCCAUCUGUGUUCCUGCCGUCCACCACCAAACCCUCCUCUGGAGGCCACGGUCCCAGCCAGGGGGUCCUCUGCUCUGAGGACGCUGAUGAUGGACGGGUCCUUCUACCUUCUGUGGCUCCCAGCUGGGUUGACUUGGCUGGCCUCCGGGUGAUGCCUGAUACUCCCAACUCAGGGUCUUCCUCUGCAGAGGGGUGUUUGGGGCCAUUUGGUGCAGAGAUCCAGACUCAGGUUGGGAGAGAUCUACCAAAUCUUACAAGUGAGCUUUCCGGGGCUCCACCCUGCCACAUGCUGCCAAGCCAAGCUGGGCACACAGGUCCCCAGGAGGCUAGAGGCCCCCAUGGGCUGUUGGCCAACCCUUUGUACCCAGAAGAAGCCGUGGUUGCCACUCAGGAGCCACCACGGGCUUUGGAGGCACUCAGGCCUGAGAUGCCCCACAGAGCCACACACAGCUUCCAGGAAGUAGCUGAGCCAGCUGUCGUGGCCGUGGACCGUCAGGCCAUCUUCCCAGAUACCUGGAGUUUCACCAAGGAAUGUGGACCGCAGGAGCAGAGGGCAGAACCAGAGCCAGGGGAGCGGGAGAGCAGCCGCCCAGCCCCAGCUGACCAGGAGCGUUUAGGUGGACAGACGCUCCUGAGAGGGAGCCUGGCCAGGCCGGCCCAGGGACCCGAGGCCCCCAGGUGGCCAGAGGGCAUCACCGAAGCUGCUGCCAGGAAGGAACCAUUGGAGCCUCCACCUGCUGUGGUUGUGGCCACGCCCAGCGCCACUGAGAGGAUUUCCACCUCAGGCCAGAUCCGCUCUGUGAUCAGGAGGAGCCGGGAGACGGGCCACGCACACCCCAUGUCCCGGGAGCCCUCCCCUCGCCGCCGGCUGGACCCCGCCACCCUGAGCAGGACCCCAUCCCAGGAGCGGCUCAUCGCAGAGCUGCAGGGUCGGCUGGGCAUCCAGCCGGAGGCCGAGGAGGCAGCGGGGGCAGCGGGGGCCUCUGCCGAGGACUGGCUGACCGAGGGCGUCGUCAUCACUGUGCAGCCUCGAGGGAGGCGGGCUGGGGGGCAGCUUGUAGAGAAGAUCCAGGGCCUGGAACAGAUUGCGGAUGGAGAAGCUUGGGCGGCCGGCCGGCCUCCGAACGGCAGGCAGAGCAGCCCCGAAGGGCAGGACGAGGGAGGGUUCAUGGCCCAGGGGAGGACGGGGAGCAGCUCUCCCCCUGGGGGACCCCCAAAGCCUGGGAGCCAGCUGGAUAGCAUGCUGGGGAGCCUGCAGUCUGACCUGAACAAACUGGGGGUUGCCACGGUUGCCAAAGGGGUCUGCGGGGCCUGCAAGAAGCCCAUUGCUGGGCAGGUUGUGACCGCCAUGGGAAAGACGUGGCACCCGGAGCACUUUGUCUGCACCCACUGCCAAGAGGAGAUUGGAUCCCGGAACUUCUUUGAGCGGGAUGGGCAGCCCUACUGUGAAAAGGACUAUCACAACCUCUUCUCUCCGCGCUGCUACUACUGCAAUGGUCCCAUCCUGGAUAAAGUGGUGACAGCCCUUGACCGGACGUGGCACCCCGAGCACUUCUUCUGCGCCCAGUGUGGAGCCUUCUUUGGUCCUGAAGGGUUCCAUGAGAAAGACGGCAAGGCCUACUGCCGGAAGGAUUACUUUGACAUGUUCGCGCCCAAGUGUGGCGGCUGUGCCCGGGCCAUCCUGGAGAACUACAUCUCGGCCCUCAACACUCUCUGGCAUCCUGAGUGCUUUGUGUGCCGGGAGUGCUUCACACCCUUCGUCAACGGCAGCUUCUUCGAGCACGACGGGCAGCCCUACUGUGAGGUGCACUACCACGAGCGGCGGGGCUCGCUCUGCUCCGGCUGCCAGAAGCCCAUUACGGGCCGCUGCAUCACCGCCAUGGCCAAGAAGUUCCACCCGGAGCACUUCGUCUGUGCCUUCUGCCUCAAGCAGCUCAACAAGGGCACAUUCAAGGAGCAGAACGACAAGCCUUACUGUCAGAACUGCUUUCUCAAGCUCUUCUGCUAGGCCCCCGCCCUGGCCCCGCCCCCUCCCCAACUGCUACUGUGACCCAGAGGCCUUGCCCAGGGGUGCAGGGGCAAGCCUGACUGAAACUGGAACCCAUGUCCUUGGCUGGCGCAGGAUGGCAAGACGGCCGCUCUUCCUUCCCCUGCCAGAGCCCCUGGGCUCUCCUCGUCCUGCAGCCCCCGCCCAGGCUGCCGGCCCUUCCUCCUCCCUGGACGUGUGUCCCCACCGACCCGCCUGGCCAUGCCAGCACCCCACGCUGGAGCCAUCUCUCACUCCUGUUUGGGCAGCGGAGCCAGGGGGACGGGCAGGCAGGGUCAGAUGGGCUUUUUUUAAUCCCUCUUCCCCUGUGCUGACCUAAUUAUCCUUGUCCGAGAGUCCUGGGGGGCACCCAGCUCCCUUCAGACAACGCCAGCAUAAACCCACCUGUCCAAGGGUGGACGUGGCCAAGGGGCCGCCCAGAAGGUUUCUUGUGCUCCUCCUGCCCUUCCAGUCUCCCCAGGCCUGGGCAGCCACCCCCUGCCCCCUCGACCCCCCCAUAACCACCCUGGUUCUACUGAGAAAGGCCUCUCCAGCAAUAAUGUUUUAUAGUUACUUCCUCCGUCUCUGGGAUGGCGUGAGGGGGCGAGUUUUACCCCGUGCCUGGACACUGUACCGACUUUGAUAGAUUUCUACACUGAGGUUUGAAUUCGUAUCGGCUUGAGUUGCUUUUACUUCUCUUUACAAAUGAUUUUGAAGAGAUUUUAACAAUGUCCCCUUUUAUACUUUCCUCCUCCACGGCCGUUGGUCCUGUUGGUUACGAUGGCCGUGGCGUGGCAUUGCCUUGUACUGAGGGCUUGGGGUGGGGAAGCAAUUUGUAUUUUAUUUUUUCUUAGCACAAGCAGGUGAAUUCAGAGCAGCUCUCUGACUCCCCUUCCUUAACUUCAUAGCUCACCAGGACUGUUUUGUAAACUGCUGUAUUUUAAAACUCCUUCCUUACUCCCUGGGCCAGCAAGCUCUUAACUGAAACUGGCCUUGGGAUGUCUUGGCCUUUGGGGCCUAGAAUUCUGAACCUCAUCCAUCCUGCUCCUGAGGGGGAGAAAGGGGAAAGUACACUUUGGGGGUGCUGAUUCCUGUCUAAGUAAGCCAUCAGGAGCACCUGCUCCCCUGUGAACUUUUUGGCAGCAAAGAGAACCUACAGAACAUUCUUGGCCUCCUCAUGCUUCUCUCUGGCUUUUUCUUCUGCCUUCUUGGGAAAGCAGGUGUCUCACUUUGACCAUUGGCCUUGUUGAUUCCACUGGGCCCCUCCUUUCCCCAAAUUUCCCCUGCCCUCCCUGGAGCCUGGAUGUCUGGGGAAAAGGGCCCAAAAGUUUUUGCAAGGGGGCCUGAUAGGACUCUGGGCAGAGGGACGGGAUCCUGCUAAAACAGUGGGAAGCCCCCAGAGCCCUGUUCCCCAAGGAUGAAACAGGAGAAGGCAGGCUUGGGGUUCCGGGUCCACAGAAGGGGCCCCUGCUGGGUCUAAUGUGAGGAAGAUCCAGACCGCUCCCACUAGCCUCAUAGCAGAGACUGUCGGGGUCUCACAAGAGGGUCCCCCUCCUCUGAGGCAGGGCUAGGAGCAGCCCCAGUCUGGGAGGUCAGCCAGGCCUCUCCAAAGGCCUGACGUCUCCACUCCCACCCAUAGGCCUUAUAGCUCUGUUUACAGUGACCGGCCCCAGGCCCCUCCCUUAGGGGUACUGAGGUUUCUGGGGUCCACCUUCACGGUCAAUGGUUAUUUGAGGAUUUUAUUUUAUUCUUUUCUCUGUAAACUUUUAACCUGGCUUUUCCCCAUUUCAAUUCCUGUGAUUUAUGCCAAUAAAGUUUGCCAUUAUUUUCACCCA